This is a messenger RNA of Neogale vison (American mink), 1480 nucleotides long. It is a transcript of the gene ZNF706, whose product is annotated as zinc finger protein 706. The transcript is spliced from 4 exons. The record is from RefSeq and is a predicted model, not a curated record. Bases 930 to 1160 code for a protein of 76 amino acids. NCBI's taxonomy places the organism in Eukaryota, Metazoa, Chordata, Mammalia, Carnivora, Mustelidae.
CGCUGGGGUUGGUCAAGUGUUGGGCGAAAUGGAUCUUAACUCCCGGUGCUUUCCUCUUCCCUCCCCGAAAGGAUGUAGUUAAAAGCUAGGGUCAGGAUGUUGAUCACUGCCUGGGCCUCCUCGUUUCAGAUAGUUAUGGAGAAUGAUCCUACUUCCUGAAUCCCAAAUCUUUUUUUACUCCGUUGUUUUUGGUUUUGAGAGGAUCUUUGGAGGCAGUACUUACUUGUUGCCUCCUGUAAGAGCUCUUCAUUUUAGAACUCUAUUCUUCUCCUUCCCUCUUUGCAGCCCUCUAAGCCACACUAAGAGUUACAUUAAAAAAAAACCUGCGUUUAAGGUGUUUGUAAAUGACUUGUUGGCCCUCAGUUGUGUAUAAUCAAGAAGUGCUUAAGAGUUUGUAGAAAAUUCGAUUGGCCUGAGAGUAAUCCCAGAGUUGAGCUGUCCAAAAGCAGGUGGCUUGUUCGUUUGCAUUUCUGCUUUCAGAAAGGAAAUCAAUGCAGUGAGUUGUUAGAAGUUAGGGGCCUACCCCACGCGUUUAGACUGUUGAUUCGAUUUCCUUUACCGGGUUUUCGGUUUUAAAAAUAAGAAUAAGCGACCAGUCUUCACUUAUUAAAGUGGUUUUAUUUUAUGGUUUUAUUUGUUACUGUUAGAUGGCAAUGGAAAAUGGGUUAAAUCUAUUGUGUAAUGUUAUAUUUUAGGAGAAGCCCCAAAUGGAAAAGUUAAAAAUAAUGUUGUGCAUCUCAUUACAUUGUACAGAUCACUGCAUGAAAAUGGUAUCAAAAUAGUUAAUAUCUUGUAAUUAUCAAAGAAACUUCUGGAAUUGGCAUAAAACAGUUGAGGUUACCCACAAAAUCAUUAUAUUAGCAUGUGUAGCAGACAUUGUGUAGAAGAGUUCAGAUGCAGGAGAGGACUGGAGUAUUCUGACAUAAGAUAUGGCUCGUGGACAGCAGAAGAUUCAGUCUCAGCAGAAAAAUGCCAAAAAGCAAGCUGGACAAAAGAAGAAACAAGGACAUGACCAAAAGGCUGCUGCCAAAGCUGCCUUAAUAUAUACCUGCACUGUUUGUAGGACACAAAUGCCAGACCCUAAGACCUUCAAGCAGCACUUUGAAAGCAAGCAUCCUAAGACUCCACUUCCUCCAGAAUUGGCUGAUGUUCAGGCAUAAAGUUGUUUACAGGUGAAUUCAUGACACCUUUGACUCUUCUACUGUCUCAGACCUUAGGUAACAAACCUGCAGCUGCUUUUCUAACAAACUGUUGAUCAGCAAAAAUAAAGGGGCUACAGAAACACUCAUUUUUAUGCUGUUCCCUUUUGGGCUUCAUGCAAAGACAAUUCUGUGUAAAUGUACAGUUGACUCUGAUUUGGAAAUCUGAAAAUCAGUCCAUCCUUGUUAUAAAAAAUUUUUUUACAAUUGUAAUUAUAUUGAUGUUCAUAUUGUGUAAAAUAACUCAUUUAAUAAAGUAGUACUUUGAUUUUACAACAUCA